Molecule: messenger RNA, 1038 nt
Organism: Perca fluviatilis (European perch)
Lineage: Eukaryota; Metazoa; Chordata; Actinopteri; Perciformes; Percidae
Gene: tppp3
Product: tubulin polymerization-promoting protein family member 3
Exons: 4
Coding region: 309-845 (178 amino acids)
Biological process (GO): positive regulation of protein polymerization; microtubule polymerization; microtubule bundle formation
Cellular component (GO): microtubule
Molecular function (GO): tubulin binding
Source: RefSeq, a predicted model, not a curated record
ACUACUCUCUCCUGUUGUCUCUCUACAUACUACUCCCUCCCUCCCUCUCUCUGUCUCUCUCUCCCUCUCUCUCUCUCUCUUUGUCUCUCCCUCCCUCUCUAUUCACUUCCCUCCCCUGUGUGAUAUGUGACAGGAUGUCGUCAUGGCGACAGGAUAAACAGACGGUAAACAGCGCUUGGCGCUGCAGAGUUUCAUUUGAACCCUGAAGAAGAAGAAGAAGACAGGACACACAGAGACACACGGAGACACACUGAGACACCCUGAGACACACAGAGACACACGGAGACAGAGACAGGUAUUUUCCCGCCAUGGCAGAGAGCGCAGACAUGGAUCAGCUGCUGGCGUCCUUCAGGAAGUUCGCCGUCCACGGGGACACAAAGGCCUCGGGCAACGAGCUGAACGGGAAGAACUGGGCCAAGCUCUGCAAGGACUGCAAGAUCACCGACGGGAAGAACGUCUCUGGGACAGACGUGGACAUCGUCUUCUCCAAAGUCAAACAGAAGACGUCCCGCGUCAUCACCUUCGAGGAGUUCCAGCGAGCGCUGGAGGAUUUGGCCCCAAAAAGGUUCAAAGGUCAAAGCAAAGAGGACGCGCUGGCGUCCAUCUUUAAACUGGUGGACGGACGAGGACCGAGCAACGUGGGAGUCACGAAAGUGGCGAAGGCGGCUGCGUUGGAGCGUCUGACCGAUGCGUCCCGGUACACCGGGUCUCACCGGGAACGCUUCGAUGAGAGCGGCCGGGGCAAAGGUCGCGAGGGCCGCGAGGACACGGUGGAGCACACCGGCUACGUGGGCGCCUACCGGGACGCCGGCACGUACGACCACAAGACCAAGGCCGAGAAAUAACCAGUACCUGCAGCACCAAGACCACAAGACCACAAGACCAAGGCCGAGAAAUAACAGGCCGUACCUGCAGCACCUAGUCCGGACCAAACCUAGAGGGGGGGGUGGGGGAGUGUGUGUGUUUGUCUGUGUGUGUGUUUGUGUUUGUCUGUGUGUGUGUGUGUGUGUGUGUGUUUGUGUAUGUGUGAAUGUGUGU